Mesorhabditis spiculigera is the source of this 2829-nucleotide messenger RNA. The record is from the annotation of a GenBank genome assembly. Lineage: Eukaryota; Metazoa; Nematoda; Chromadorea; Rhabditida; Rhabditidae.
AUGGCCACCUCACGCGUUGGUGCGACGCUGCCAAAGAUAAAAGUCACCGUCGGCCACAUCCCUCAACGUUUGAAAGACACUGUUUUCCCACCAGGCCGAGCUAGACUUGAAAUCCUACGUCAAAUUGUUACUCGGUUGGUACGCGAGGAGCGAGUCGAGCUGAAGUAUAACCGUGCUGUCGAAGCUAGACAGUACACAGAAAGGCUGAUCCAACUUGCUGUGAAUGAUGGGCAGCGCGAUGAGUACACAAAUCGCAUGAUGGAUUGGUGGUUGCUGGAGAAGGAUCUGGUCGAGAAAAUGUAUAAAGUUAUUGUUCCGCGUUUUAAAGAAGCUGAGGGCCCUUAUACGUCAUUGUUCCGGCUGCCCGAUCAGUUGCUGACGCAGCGAUUGCGUGGAGGGCGACCCCAUUGGAAGCAUUACCAAAUCGGCGUUCUAGAAAUUGAUGGAAAUCCCUUCCCACCAAUAAAGCAAAACGACGUCGCCAGGUCUGACCCGUUCGUCGAAACGCUCAUUGAAAAAGCUCUCCGAACGCGAAGUGCCGAUCUCGAAGCAAAGCUCAAGUCGAUAUUACUCGUCCUCCGUGCCCUACUCUGGUUCGCUCACGCUAUCGAAAAUAGUAAAAUGAUUUUUAUGAUGAUCCAUCUAGGCGCAAUCGCCGACGACGAAAAAAUGGGCAAGGGACAUCCGUGCCUACAGCCACUGUCGCCGCCGUCGACCCCAGCCACCGUGAACACUGGCAACAAUGAUUUUCUGCCGGAUCCAUCUUGUUUCACGGAGGCGAGGACACGGAUAAACGUGGGGUGGCUCUCCGGGCCAGCAGAUGCGAAGCCCCUCUACGAUACUUCGAUCUCGACUUACAGCCAGCGCCUCGGUUGCAAGCUCUACAAUUUCGUCUGCUAUCCGGUCGGAGGAGCUGUACGUGGUUUCUGGGAGCCGAAAAGCAACGAUUAUAAUCCGCCGCCGAUCAGUCUCCCCGAUUUGCAGCUGCAAAACCAUCUGUGGGAGACUUAUGUAAACGGUCAAGUCAGCGCAUGGAUCGAUUGUGACGCUGAUGACGAGAAAUUGGCGGCCCUGAGCGAGAAGGAAAUUUUAAAGGAAAUCAACUACGCUUGCUAUCUCGGCCUUCGGAAUUUCACAAUCCCGUUGAAACGGGCUUCCUCCCCUCGGCUCGCUGCUGUUUUACGUAAAUGGAUGUGGACGAAGAAUACCAGUCUCAGUUUUUGGAUAUUUGUCCCAACGUCUUCCGACAACAUAAUCAUCAACUCCGGUGACCCGACAGACAUCUGGACGAUUUGGUCGGAUUUCCGCACACUCUGCAACAACUUCCAUAUGAAGAAGCUAAACGUGGGCCUACGGCUGUGUACGGAUGUGGAAGAAGAGUUUUUGGAUGGGGCACGAGUCUCGCGUUGGAGAGGCGAACCUCUGGCUGCUUUUUGGGUGGAUUCGGAAGUUUUCCUCAACAUGCCAGAGACAGGAGCUGUUGGACUUUCGCAUGCUCACUCGACGUUGCUGUCUGCGCUCUGGGUGAAAGACCAGUCUCGCGUUGUGGUUCGUGGGCCGGAUGACCGUGAGCUUCCGUCGGAAACACUGACGCAAAUGGCGACUGCGCUCCGAGCGGUCGUUUCCAAUUGUGCUUACCAGAUUCGCGGUUUCACAGAUGUCGGCUAUUUGGCCGACGGUUCAAUUGAUUAUACGGAUGUGUUGCAGAUGCCUCUCCAACCGCUAUCGGACAACCUCGAUUCUGGUGUUUACAAUACGUUCGAGCAGGAUCCUUGCAAGUACACCCGUUACCGGGACGCCAUCUUUCUCGCCAUCAAGGAUAUCGCAGAGGUUCCGUCCUUCGGCGAUGACCUCACUCUCUACGUGUUGGGUGCCGGGCGAGGGCCAUUAGUUUCCGCAAGUAUCGAGGCUUUCCGCGAAUUUAACAAGAAACACCGCACGCGACACAAUCUGCUGCGGCCCAACAUUGUCGUCGUGGAGAAGAACCCAAAUGCUAUCGUCACGCUGCGUUUUUGCAACGAGCGAGCUUGGCAGGGCAGCUGUACGAUCGUCGAAUCGGAUAUGCGUUCACUGGAAGAGAAGGUAGAGCAGCUGGAAUUGGAGAAACCGGACAUUAUUGUAUCCGAAUUGCUCGGAUCGUUUGGCGACAACGAGCUGUCGCCCGAAUGCCUAGACGGCGUUUCGGGGAUCCUAAAGCCGAAAACUAUCUCCAUUCCACAGUCUUACACGAAUUACAUCACCCCAAUCCACUCGACGUACAUGUACCAGUCUGUAAUCAACGGAUCCCGUUGUCAUUGGUCGCAGGGGAUGGGCAAUCACGGUCGGCAGCUUCCGGUGGAGCAGGAAGACGGGAGCUGGAUUUAUGAGAGCAAAACCGACACUGCGUCAAUCAUGGACCAGGUCUACGUGGUUUUCCUCAAAUCCGCUACCCUGAUUGCGAACCCGAUGCCCGUGUUCACCUUCGACCACCCCAACUUCACCGGCGCGUCGAAUGAGCGCAGCCAGCGAAUCCCGUUUGAAGUGGGGAUGAAUGUGGAUAUAAUGGGCUUUGCUGGUUAUUUCCGGAUGACGCUUUACAAAGAUGUGGAGCUGUCAAUCGAGCCGUCCUCCCACUCGCCGGGGUUGAUCAGCUGGUUCCCGGCGCUGUUGCCGCUGCGUAAGAUGCAUCGGGUGAACAGUGGCGAUAAGAUUACCCUGAUCAUCGAUCGAAAAGUGGACAGCACCGGUGUAUGGUACGAGUGGCAGUUGGAAUAUGAGGAAAACGGCGAGACGAAGCUGACCCCGCGGCAAAACAAGAACGGCGAGACCUAUUAUAUGCGUUUGUCCAGC